AUGAAUAAUCACAUUGGAAUGGACAUCGCAAGUUUGCUCGAGGUGCAGGUCAAUGAGGAACCACUUCCACAAGUGAGUUUGGAACAUGGAAAGAAGGAAUCAAAGCCUCUCAAGGCUUCGGAGGUCAUCGGUCCAGAGGAAAAACAUUUUCGAAAGCUUAUGUUUGGACAAGACAUUGCUAAAGUACGAUUCCGAAAGCUCCAUUGCACCUCCUGCGACAAUCACAUCGGUUCAGCACCUGCUGAGGCCUACAACAUGCAGGAGCACCCUGUUCUCAAGGUACUCCUGUGCGCGGCUUGUCGUGAGUUCUACGGUGAUGGGACCUUUGAGCAAGGUGAUGAUGCCACUGACAUGUUCUGCCGUUGGUGUGCCAAUGGUGGUAAUCUUUACUGCUGCUCUUACUGCAGCAACACCUUCUGCCAGAAGUGCAUCAGAAUAAAUUUUGAUGCUGUUGUGAGGAGGCAGAUUGAGGCUGAUGAGAAGUGGAAGUGCUUUGUGUGCCAUCCUGCCCCACUUUUUUCGCACAGGGCAGUUUGCUGGGCUCUCCUCCAGCACGUUAAGACCCUCUCAAGGAUAUUGACAGCAGACCGUGUAAUGACGCCAAAGGAAAUCCUCUCCAAGAUGGAGCUGGACGAUGCUCAAUGCUGUCCAGGUCGUAAAGCGAAGCGAAAACGUCGGGCGUCCCUCUCAAGUUCGGACGACGAGUCUGUGACAUCGAAGACUUCACAACCAUCUUCGAGAACACGAAAGCGCUCAGUGAAAUGUCGUCGUGCAACUUCACGAGACUCUACAGACACUCCCAAUGGUCGAUACAUACCAAUAGCCCCUCGAAAAGUCGAGGAAGACGACAUAACGCGGCUAUUGAACCCCGAGCAGACGAUGGUCGAGGGUGACACCGAGUCAGUGAUUCUCCCUAGUGGUCCUCGUCUGCCAGCCCUUCAGCCAAUAACACCACAACCAGUGGUGAGAUCACCAGCAACACGAGGUGGAAGAAUGAUCCCGAUGCGUCCUCUCCGAAGAAUCGACUCCCUUCCCCCCGGCGCGACACCACAACUCAUAACCCGACUACCCGGUUUCAGGGCUUCCGCCCCAAUGGUGACAAUUCCGACACGUCCAGUGCUGAUAGCAUCAGGCCCUGGUGCCUCUGGAGGACAAGGGCCACGUGUCCGCACAUAUCCAACGAUAAGAAUAGAUAAAAACGAUCCCAAGCUAAAAGGAAAGGCGCCACCGAGUAUCAUCGACCUGGAGAGUGAAUCAGAGGAGGAAGCAGUGACGGAGACAGGUGUCCAAGCUGACAAAAGCUUGGAGAAGAGAUCUGAAGAGUCUGAGGGCGCAUCUGGACAAUCAGAAGCACCAGAGGUGACCUAUCCCAGACUGACUGUUAGACGAUUUGAUCAGACAAUCAGCAAUCCCAUGAGAGCUGUAGAUGACAUUCUGAAAAAACUGAGGAAGAGACUGAAGCAGGAGAUGAAUAGUUUCGAAGGGAGCGAGGGGAGUGACAUAAAUUCGGCUAAAAGAAAACUCAAAAUCAUCAACAGGAACAUCAGCAAGGUUGUGUCUGAACUAGCUGGAUUCAAUAAUACCAUGGUGAGACAGUACAAACCCUGGAAGACUUCUUGUAUUACUGGAAAGCCGGUGGAGGACUUGACUGGAAAAAUUCGCCUUAGAAAGGGUGAGGCCAGUCAUAAAAUCAUUCCACUGGAGAUGGAGUGUGAGCGGGACUCGGGGUCUGAUGCUGAGGGGGAUGACGAUGAGGUGGAGGAGCACAAUGCUAUUGAUUUUUCGGAUAUGGUGGUGGAGUUCAGGGAGAAGGAGACUAUUGAUCGUGGUUGCACUGCCAGGGCUGAGACUGAGGACAAGGGAAUUCAGGUUUAUGAUGAAAUAACGGUUGAUUAUGACAGAACUAUUGGGUACUCACUGCUCAUGAGAUCGGAUUACAAUGGGGACUCGGAGGUAGAGGUUUUCAAGCCAGUAGUCGUUCCAGAUCAGCAUUUUGGGAAGUAUGAGGAGCAAUUUAUUUUCUUUCUGCAGAGGAUGGAGGAGGGGUAUGAUGAGGAGAAGGAGAACGCUAGUCCUGAGAAGAGUUUGAAUGACAUGAUUGAGGAGGAGUUGGGGAUCCAGAGGAAAAAGGGUGGGACGGCUGGUCCGGAAGUGACGACAGUGGAAGAUGGUCUGAGUGAUGAAGAGAUGGGGGAUCACCCGGAGGAUGAUGCUACGGAGGGGAAGAGGGAUGAACCCAUGGAUGUUUCUGAUGGAAGUCUUGAGGGUUUUAAUCCUGGGACAGAGUCAGUGGAGUCAGUGGCUAACUACGUGCAGAAGUCUGGGAAGAAAAUAAUUGAGGAAAAAAAUCAUGGAGGUGAUGAACCUGACGAUGAAAAUUGUCUUGAAGACGAUGAGAAGAGCCUGGAUAAAGGCCUGGGACAGAAAUCCAGGAAAAAGGAGACUGUCAUCGCAGUCACCGCUCUCAUCGAAGACGACACUCGCGAUAAGACAUUCAAGGAGAGUUGGAAGAGCGGUGAGGACGACGACGAGUGCACAAUUCUCGAGUGAAUUUUCUUAUUAUCGAAAAAAAUAUUUUUGUUUUUAUUGACAUGGAACUGGAGACGUGGGGAGUUACUGGGGAUUUUUUGGUUUUGUAAGUGCUGCCUUUCAUAAAGUGCUUGGAACAGAGUAUCGUAGAUUUUAGAAAAAUCAUCGGAGAAUCUUUUGCAAAUGUUUUUUCACUUUUAUAAAUUCCAGUAUCUUCAGUUCUUAUUCAAUAUUUUUCCCUCAGUCACAGUGAUUUCGGACAGAUUUAGGCUAAGUUUGUAUAUAUGAUGAUAUUUUUCAUAUUAUUUGAGUUGGAGUGAUGUGGGGGGAUACUGGUCCUGAUGUAAAAGACAAUUGAAAUUUUUUUCGUGGGGGAUAGCAAUUUUCAUAGAGCCUUUGGGGCCAAUGUGCUGAUUUAUCCUGUAGGUAUAUUGAUAUCAGUAUACUGCGGGACUGGGAAUUUAUUCAGAUUAGUCCUCAUUUUGUGUAUCUUGUCGAUAAAAUAUUUUGAUGCCACGGGAAGAAUGAAAUUUAGCGAGGAAUUCUCGUGUAAAUGAAAUGCUGGACAUACAGAGAGGAGCUUUAGUUGCUCUGCAUUAUUUGUAUAGUUCAUAAUUUUGUGUCAUUUAAUUUUUCAAUUUAAUUUGCAGAGGAAAUUGAAGAAAUUAGUGAAUUAGUAGAAAAUUAAUCACAGGUUUCCCUCAUUUAUUUUCAUAUUUCAACUGUUUUCUAACGGUUGAGAAUUCCCUGGCACAAACGUCAGUGAACAAUGUCCAUUCCUCGUUUCGUGUACGUCGUGGCGAUAUUUUCUGAACGUCGAAGAGAGAAUUAUAGCUUGAAGCAACUGAUUGUUCUGUAAAUCAAAUAAAAAAUUGGAAAAGUGAA
This is a messenger RNA of Diachasmimorpha longicaudata, 3414 nucleotides long. RefSeq lists its product as uncharacterized. Gene Ontology annotation, molecular function: chromatin DNA binding. Gene Ontology annotation, cellular component: pericentric heterochromatin; nucleus. The transcript has 5 exons. Bases 1 to 2550 code for a protein of 849 amino acids. NCBI's taxonomy places the organism in Eukaryota, Metazoa, Arthropoda, Insecta, Hymenoptera, Braconidae. The record is from RefSeq and is a predicted model, not a curated record. Gene Ontology annotation, biological process: replication fork processing; chromatin remodeling.